This is a messenger RNA of Clarias gariepinus (North African catfish), 1928 nucleotides long. RefSeq names its product X-prolyl aminopeptidase 3, mitochondrial (gene xpnpep3). The record is from RefSeq and is a predicted model, not a curated record. Lineage: Eukaryota; Metazoa; Chordata; Actinopteri; Siluriformes; Clariidae. Gene Ontology annotation, molecular function: metalloaminopeptidase activity; manganese ion binding. Bases 272 to 1765 code for a protein of 497 amino acids. Gene Ontology annotation, cellular component: mitochondrion. The transcript has 10 exons.
CUCCUUCAGUGGUAAUUAUUUCAUAGUAUUUCAUGUUAUAUUUAAUAUAUUAAACGCGAUUAAACAUUUAAUAACACACACUAAAGAGAAAAGAGCGUAGUGUAUAAUUUGAGUAUUUUACUUCCGGCAGAGGUACUAAAAAUCCCCGGAUGUGUAUGCGCAUGCGCACUGCCUGCUGUUCUCGCAUGCCUGGUGUCCUCCUGAGUGUCACGUCCAUGUUUACUUGAUUGUGUUUAUGUGUUUGUGUUAUGCACGCGAGUGAGGUGAGGAGAUGCUGCAGUUUCCUGUUACGUUACUGCGAGCUGCAGCGCACACACACCUGAGCUCAGGUGUGUUAAAGUGUGUAUGCAGGCAUGUCUGGGCCAAAACUGGACUAUGGAAGACGAAGACCGUCCCUCAGAGAUACCUGGGGCAGCCGAGUCCCUACACACAUCCUCACCUCAUCAAACAUGGCGAGGUGACCCCCGGUGUGACUCAAAUGGAGUAUGAGACGCGUCGGCAGCGCCUGGCGUCCCUGGUCGAGUCCCGUGUCCCUGACUCGUCCCACAUCCUCGUCCUCCUGUCCCACCCGGUGCGCUACAUGACCAAUGACAUCCCGUACCCCUUCCACCAGAACCAGGACUUCCUGUACCUGACAGGCGUGCUGGAGCCUGACUGCGCCCUUGUCAUGUACGGCUCGCCCCGCCCCGACCGCGCCCUGCUCUUCGUCCCGCCCAGAGAUCCCGCCCGGGAGUUGUGGGAUGGCCCGAGGUCGGGGAGGGACGGAGCGGCUGCUCUCACCGGCGUCCAGAGCGUCCACAGCAUCGAGGAGCUCGGCUCUGUCCUCAAGGGGGUUAAAGGAUCUGUAGUGUGGUAUGACAGUUCUCAGCCGGUUCAUCCUCGUCUCCAUCAGACGCACUUGCACCCCCUGCUGGAGGGACAGGUGUCGGUCCGCCCCUUGCGACCGCUGGUCCACUCCAUGCGUGCGAUAAAGAGUGCCGCAGAGGUGGAGCUGAUGAAGCGGGCGGGAGAAAUCACCGCACAGGCUUUCAGAAAGACCAUGGCCAUGUGCCGAGGGGACAUUGACGAGGCGCUGAUCUACGCUAAGUUUGAUUUUGAGUGUCGAGCACACGGUGCUAACUUUUUAGCGUAUCCUCCGGUGGUCGCUGGCGGAAACCGAGCCAACACGCUGCACUACAUCAGCAACAACCAGAUCAUCAAGGAUGGAGAGAUGGUGUUGUUGGACGGAGGGUGUGAAUACUUUGGCUAUGUCAGUGAUGUCACACGCACAUGGCCUGUGAGUGGAAAUUUCAGUGAGGUUCAGCGGUGUGUGUAUGAGGCGGUGUUGGAGGUCCAGACGGCGUGUUUGUCCCUGUGUGUUCCCGGAGUCAGUCUGGAUCACAUUUACUCGUCCAUGCUCACACUACUCGCCAAACAGCUACUACAGAUCGGUGUGUUACCACACGACACUGACUACGCCCACGCACUCAAGGCUGCGCGGCGGUACUGUCCCCAUCAUGUAGGUCAUUACCUGGGUAUGGACGUCCACGACACUCCAGACCUGUCUCGCUCUCAGCCCCUGCAGGCCGGCAUGGCCGUGACAGUCGAGCCCGGUCUGUACAUCAGCGAGGACGACGAGGUGUGUCCGCAGCACUUCCGCGGUCUCGGCGUCCGCAUAGAGGACGACGUGGUGAUCCAAGAACAAGGCGGUCCCCUGAUCCUGUCCGCACACACUCCGAAAUCGGUGUGUGACGUAGAAAGGGCCUGUGCCCAGCCAGACGGGUGAAGGAACGCUCCACUCACCUUUUAUGUGUUUAGUGCCCUUUAUGGAGUACCCUUGUCUCAGGAAGCUAACACAAGGGGUGAGGAAGUGACGUUCAGGACACAGCAGGGCAGCGGAGACUCAGUGACCGUGUGCACAAACAAAGUGUGUGUGUGUGUGUGUGUGU